Amblyraja radiata (thorny skate) is the source of this 2828-nucleotide messenger RNA. RefSeq names its product phosphoinositide-3-kinase adaptor protein 1 (gene pik3ap1). The coding region runs from base 32 to 2455 and encodes 807 amino acids. NCBI's taxonomy places the organism in Eukaryota, Metazoa, Chordata, Chondrichthyes, Rajiformes, Rajidae. Gene Ontology annotation, cellular component: cytosol. The transcript has 17 exons. Gene Ontology annotation, molecular function: signaling receptor binding; phosphatidylinositol 3-kinase regulatory subunit binding. The record is from RefSeq and is a predicted model, not a curated record.
GCCGCGUGGAAACUGCCCCGGCCCAGCAACCAUGUCCGCCGCAGGUCAGGUGCCUGAUGUGGUGAUCUUUAACACAGAAGAUGCGAGGGAGUGGGUGAAUUAUCUGGGCAACUUGCUGACCACGACACGUGGCCUUGACGUUCUACCCUACUCUAUCAGCGAGGACACCGCCUUCAGCAGCCAGGACUGGGCGCGGUUUAAGAGUUGUAAGUGCCUCCUGCUGGUGCUGUCGCCACAGUUGCUGGACUGGCUUGUCCAGGCUGGGAUGAGGUGCGGACUGCACAAGGCGCUGAGGCCUCCGCACAAGGUGGUGGUGCUGUUGUGCGGCGCGUACGAGACCCCCCAGCUACGGUCCUUGUUCGGGGACUGGCCAAUGUGGACACACACGUCGUGCGACGAGGAGCCAGAGGUGUUUGCCGCUGCUGUAGACGUGGCCAUCACUGAGAGCAACAGCAGAGACUCUGGCUGCGAUACGACGGAAACAGAAGGGGAGGCACACAACAGGGUGCGAGGCAACAUGGCCAGACCAGCGGACGCUCCACAUAGCACGUCCCCCGCGGAACAUCGAGAGAACAUGUUGAAGGUUUUACCCGAGAGGAUCCAGUGUGGGGUCCCGCAGCAGGUUUUUGUUAUUCUAAAGGUCAAACUGGACAGCGAAGUAAGAAACGAAAUGGACUUUGUGUUGGAUACGACGGCGUCUGCACGGGUCCCCGCACUGUUUGUGAACGAGUACACCCUGUCUGCUGAUGCUCCAGAUAUGCCUCCUGGAUUGGUCACACUCACCGUCUACUCUGGAGACUUGAAAAUAUGUUCGGCGACUUUAACCUACCACACUGACAUGGAGGAAAUUGAGAACCUCUUGAACAAUGUUAUCAACCCCGUGGAAUUCAUGUGCCAGGCAUUCCACAUUAUACCGUACAACAGAGAAACACUGGACAAACUACUGACAGAGUCAUUGAGGGGCAACAUGCCUGCCAAUGGCCUUCAUAUAUUUGGAAUUAAUCAGCUGGAAGAGGAUGAUGUGUCUACAAUUCAGCGGGACAAGGAGCUGCCGACCCUGCUUCACUUUGCAGCAAAGUACGGGCUGAAGAACCUGACUGCUGUGCUGCUGCAGUGCCCCGGCGCUCUGCAAGCCUACAGUGUGGCCAACAAGGACGGAGACUACCCCAACAACCUGGCCGAGAAGAGCGGCUACAAAGAUCUCCGCCAGUUCAUCGACGAAUAUGUGGAAACGGCAGAUAUGCUGAAGACUCAUCUCAAAGAGGAGAUGUGCGACCAAAUGAAGGGGAAGGAGAACGACGACUUGUACGAGUCGAUGGCAACAGUGUCCAAAGACAUCCUGAUGAAGUGCAGCUUGAAUCCCGGCUGCGAUGAGGACAUCUACGAGUCGAUGAUGGAGAUGCUGCCUCCCUCUGGCAUCAUGGAGGACACCUAUGUGUCUAUGACCAAAGCAUCUGAUGUGGCCCCUUCAUCUCCAUUCUCCCCUCAAUCCUUUGGCCCUAAAAAGGAUUCCAUACUGAGAAGCUUCCUUCAAGGGCAGAUGCAGUAUGAUGCUUUUGCAGAGGCAGAAGAGGGCACAUACGAUACGAUGAUAGAAGGCGGCCAGGCUCCAGAGAUCGUGAACCGACCUCCAGCUCCUAACCCAAGAAUGCCGCCCAUCGGCAACAUUGAUGACGUGGUGCCCUACAUUUCCAAAGUGUUUUGCGGUGAAGAGAGGCGAGCGGAGAACCUUUACAUCACGCCAGUGUCGACCACGAUGACCGGACACUCCGGACCAGUCCUGCCGUCCCGCAAGAAGCAGUCUCUGGCCAGAGUUGCGUCCAGCGACUACGACCCGUUUGCGGGCAUGAAGACCCCUGGGCAGCGGCAGCUCAUCACCCUGCAGGAGCAGGUCAAGCUGGGCAUGAUCAACGUGGACGAGGCCCUCCUGCAGUUCAAAGAGUGGCAGCUCAAUCAGAAACGGCGAUCGGACUCCUUCCGCUUCCAGCAGGAAAACCUGAAGAAGCUUCGUGACAGCAUCACCCGCCGGCAGUUGGUGAAGGGGCGAGACGGCAAGCAUCGAGUGAUGGAGAUCACCCUUCCUGCUCGUCCACAAGACCUUCCAGACAGCGCCGAGUGUGGCGUGUACGAGACCAACCCCAGGUUCCACCCACCCUUACCGGCCCAGGACGGGAUUCAGCGAGGACAGUGGAACACAGGCAGCACCUCCAGCACAGCAAGCAGCCUCAGCAGUCGCUCCAGCACUCGCAGUGUGCUCAGCUUAAGCAGUGGAGCAGAAGGGGACAAUGAGGACAACGAGCCAGCGAGCUUCAGGACCUCCAAUGCCCGCCUGAGUCGACACCGGCCGCCCAGCUUACCUCCGCCCCGCGUGCCACCCCGUGGACAAGCCAGGAGUCCAGUCCAGCCAAGGGGGAAGUCAUCUCCUGCCCCGCCAGUGCCACCUAGAGGCUGGUAGUCGUAUCUCCCACAACUGGACCUCCCAGAGGAAGCACCAGGCAACACAACGUCACCACCCAGAUGGAGCAAGAAGCCAAGGAGUUUCACACCUCAGCAGCUUCUUGUGCUAAAUGCCUGCCGCUCUUUUGUUGACCCGGCCACGCAGGGUAGUCUCCAAGAGCGCCCGUGUUGUCUAUUGGUACGGAAGUGUGGAGAAAAACGACCAAGUGACUUAGUUAAAACCGCAAUGGUGAAGCUGCGAGCACCUACGUUCCAGCCAAAUGCAAAUGAGACCAAACUUGCCCGAUACUCAAAUCUUCUUCCAAUUCUCUUCGUGACCCUGUGAGGUGCCACGACACCCUGUUGUUGGAAUAUAACACACACAGACUCCA